AUGUUGGAUGUAUAUGAUGAGCCACCUGCAGACUCAGUAGGAACUAUUAGAGAAUGGGCUGAUGAGCGCUCUAAUGGGAAGUUCGAUAUAGAUGAUGAGCCACCGGCAGACUCAGUAGAAACUAUUAGAGGAUGGGCUGAUGAGCGCUCUAAUGGGAAGUUGGAUAUAGAUGAUGAGCCACCGGCAGACUCAGUAGAAACUAUUAGAGAAUGGGCUGAGAGCGCUCUAAUGAGAAACUCAGUAGAAACUAUUAGAGAAUGGGCUGAUGAGCGCUCUAAUGAGAAGUUGGAUAUAGAUGAUGAACCACCACCAGACUCGGUAGAAACUAUUAGAGAAUGGGCUGAUGAGCGCUCUAAUGGGGAGUUGGAUAUAGAUGAUGAGCCACCGGCAGACUCAGUAGAAACUAUUAGAGAAUGGGCUGAUGAGCGCUCUAAUGGGGAGUUGGAUAUAGAUGAUGAGCCACCGGCAGACUCAUUGGAUAUAGAUGAUGACCCACCACGAGACUCAGUAGAAACUAUUAGACGAUGGCCUGAUGAGCGCUCUAAUGGGAAGUUGGAUAUAGAUGAUGAGCCAGCGGCAGACUCAGUAGAAACUAUUAGUGAAUGGGCUGAUGAGCGCUCUAAUGGGAAGUUGGAUAUAGAUGAUGAACCACCAGCAGACUCAAUAGAGACUAUUAGAGAAUGGGCUGAUGAGCGCUCUAUUGAGAAGUUGGAUUUAGAUAAUGAGCCACCGGCGGACUCAGUAGAAACUAUUAGAGAAUGGGCUGAUGAGCACUCUAAUGAGAAGUUGGAUAUAGAUGAUAAUCCACCAGCAGACUCAGUAGAAACUAUUAGAAAAUGGGCUGAUGAGCGCUCUAAUGAGGAGUUGGAUAUAGAUGAUGAGCCACCAGCAGACUCAGUAGAAACUAUUAGAGAAUGGGUUGAUGAGCGAUCUAAUGGGAAGUUGGAUAUAGAUGAUGAGCCAACGGCAGACUCAGUAGAAACUAUUAGAGAAUGGGCUGAUGAGCGCUCUAAUGGGAAGUUGGAUAUAGAUGAUGAGCCACCAGCAGACUCAUUUUAUAUAGAUGAUGAGCCACCGGCAGACUCAGUAGAAACUAUUAGAGAAUGGGCUGAUGAGCGCUCUAAUGGGAAGUUGGAUAUAGAUGAUGAGCCACCAGCAGACUCAGUAGAAACUAUUAGAGAAUGGGCUGAUGAGCGCUCUGAUGGGAAGUUGGAUACAGAUGAUGAGCCACCGGCAGACUCAGUAGAAACUAUUAGAGAAUGGGCUGAUGAGCGCUCUAAUGGGAAGUUGGAUAUAGAUGAUGAGCCACCGGCACACUCAGUAGAAACUAUUAGAGAAUGGGCUGAUGAGCGCUCUAAUGGGAAGUUGGAUAUAGAUGAUGAACCACCAGCAGACUCAGUAGAGACUAUUAGAGAAUGGGCUGAUGAGCGCUCUAAUGGGAAGUUGGAUAUAGAUAAUGAGCCACCGGCAGACUCAGUAGAAACUAUUAGAGUAUGGGCUGAUGAACGCUCUAAUGGGAAGUUGGAUUUAGAUUAUGAGCCACCAGCAGACUCAGUAGAAACUAUUAGAGAAUGGACUGAUGAGCGCUCUAAUGGGAAGUUGGAUAUAGAUGAUAAGCCACCGGCAGACUCAGUAGAAACUAUUAGAGAAUGGGCUGUUGAGCGCUCUAAUGGGAAGUUGGAUAUAGAUGAUGAGCCACCGGCAGACUCAGUAGAAACUAUCAGAGAAUGGGCUGAUGAGCGCUCUAAUGAGAAGUUGGAUAUAGAUAAUGAACCACCAGCAGACUCAGUAGAAACUAGUAGAGAAUGGGCUGAUGAGCGAUCUUAUGGGAAGUUGGAUAUAGAUGAUGAGCCACUGGCAGACUCAGUAAAAACUAUUAGGGAAUGGGCUGAUGAUCGCUCUAAUGGGAAGUUGGAUAUAGAUGAUGAGCCACCAGCAGACUCAGUAGAAACUAUUAGAGAAUGGGCUGAUGAGCGCUCUAAUGGGAAGUUGGAUAUAGAUGAUGAGCCACCAGCAGACUUAGUAGAAACCAUUAGAGAGCGGGCUGAUGAGCGCUCUAAUGGGAAGUUGGAUAUAGAUGAUGAGCCACCAGCAGACUCAUUGGAUAUAGAUGGUGAGCCGCCGGCAGUCUCAGUAGAAACUAUUAGAGAAUGGGCUGAUGAGCGCUCUAAUGGGAAGUUGGAUAUAGAUGAUGAGCCACCGGCAGACUCAGUAGAAACUAUUAGAGAAUGGGCUGAUGAGCGCUCUAAUGGGAAGUUGGAUAUAGAUGGUGAGCCACCGGCAGACUCAGUAGAAACUAUUAGAGAAUGGGCGGAUGAGCGCUCUAAUGGGAAGUUGUAUAUAGAUGAUGAGCCACCAGCAGACUCCGUAGAAACUAUUAGAGAAUGGGCUGAUGAGCGCUCUAAUGAGAAGUUGGAAAUAGAUGAUGAGCCACCACAAGACUCAGUAGAAACUAUUAGAGAAUGGGCUGAUGAGCGCUCUAAUGAGAAGUUGGAUAUAGAUGAUGAGCCACCGGCAGACUCGGUAGAAACCAUUAGAGAAUGGGCUGGUGAGUGCUCUAAUGAGAAGUUGGAUAUAGAUGAUGAGCCACCACCAGACUCAGUAGAAACUAUUAGAGAAUGGGCUGAUGAGCGCUCUAAUGGGAAGUUGGAUAUAGAUAAUGAGCCACCGGCAGACUCAGUAGAAACUAUUAGAGAAUGGGCUGAUGAGCACUCUAAUGAGAAGUUGGAUAUAGAUGAUGAGCCACCACCAGACUCAGUAGAAGCUAUUAGAGAAUGGGCUGAUGAGCGCUCUAAUGGGAAGUUGGAAAUAGAUGAUGGGCCACCGGCAGACUCAGUAGAAACUAUUAGAGAAUGGGCUGAUGAGCGCUCUAAUGAGAAGUUGGAUAUAGAUGAUGAGCCACCACCAGACUCAGUAGAAACUAUUAGAGGAUGGGCUGAUGAGCGCUCUAAUGAGAAGUUGGAUAUAGACUCAGUAGAAACUAUUAGAGAAUGGGCUGAUGAGCGCUCUAAUGAGAAGUUGGAUAUAGAUGAUGAGCCACCACCAGACUCGGUAGAAACUAUUAGAGAAUGGGCUGAUGAGCGCUCUAAUGGGAAGUUGGAUAUAGACGAUGAGCCACCGGCAGACUCAGUAGAAACUAUUAGAGAAUGGGCUGAUGAGCGCUCUAAUGGGAAGUUGGAUAUAGAUGAUGAGCCACUGGCAGACUCAGUUGAAACUAUUAGAGAAUGA
Messenger RNA from Schistocerca piceifrons (Central American locust), 3228 nucleotides. RefSeq names its product protein IWS1 homolog. The record is from RefSeq and is a predicted model, not a curated record. Lineage: Eukaryota; Metazoa; Arthropoda; Insecta; Orthoptera; Acrididae. The transcript has 6 exons. The coding region runs from base 1 to 3228 and encodes 1075 amino acids.